UCUCAGCUGGUAUCAGCGGGAUAGCAGCAAACGAUGGAAGACUCGCCCAGAUGUUGAACCUAGGCUACGCCUUUCCGUUUGCGUAGCGUAUGUAAACUCAGGUCAUGCUGUAUAAGAAGCCAGUAUUAAUAUUCCCGUCCAUGCCGAAUUUCAAUGGCAGAACGAAAGCAGUUGCAAUUCUGCCACGUCGGGUAUCGGUCAAACGUGCAACGAAUGUGGAAAGAGACUACCACUUCUACCAUCCAGCCCUAAUAAUACAGACUUGCAGAAACCCAACAUGAAGUUCUGUGCAAGACAACUUUCUGAGCGGAAGAUAUUGGUGGAUAUUUUAGCCAUUCUUUUUGGCAUUGGAACCUGGAUUGCAGUAAAUGGACUGUUUGUCCAGCUGCCUCUGCUUGUGCAGACACAACCUGAAGGAUGGAAUCUCCCAUCAUACAUAUGUAUUAUUAUACAAAUUGCAAACAUUGGACCUUUAUUGUAUGCAAUUCUGCAGAAAACCUUUCCAGGAGUAUUAAGGGAUAGUAUCAUAAUAUAUGCAAUACUCUUAAUUGGAACUGUUGCUCUUUUGUUACUGCCAUUCCUCUACAAAGAGACUACUUACAUCGAUGGUGAAGAGCACAGCACAGCACUGCUUGCACUUUCAUUUUUUAUUGCUUUAGUGGGCUGUACAAGUUCAGUACUCUUUAUGCCUUUUAUGAGAAACUAUAAAGAAAUGUAUUUGAUUUCUUAUUUUGUUGGAGAAGGACUUAGUGGGUUUCUACCAAGCAUUGUGGCUCUAGUACAAGGGGUAGGAGGAAAUCCUAUUUGCGUGAAUCAGACUCUCACAAAUUCAAGUAAUCAAAAUGGAAAUUCAGAGGUUACUCUUGUUCCAUACACGCCACCUCCAAAUUUUUCGACAACAGCUUUUCUUUUCUUCCUUUUUGGAACACUUUUCAUCAGUACUAUUUCUUUCGCAUUACUGAAUAAUCUACAGACGUGCAAAGAUGAGAAAGUUCCUUCUCCAGAUAAAAACACCUCACGACAGAGAGAGAAAGCAUCAGAUACACAAGAAGAGUCAGGUCUUAAUGAUGGACUAUUAAGUCAACAAAGUGCAUGUGAAGAAUUGAAAGAUCUCUGUACAACACCUACAACAGAAGUGUUCCAGCAACCAAGAGAGAUGAUGGCAGUAACAGCAACAUUAUCACCCUGUAGUUAUUAUUGUUUGAUGUUCUUGAUGGCAUGGGUUUGUGCUUUUGGAAAUGGAAUAUUCCCAAGCAUUCAGUCAUAUUCUUGCUUACCGUAUGGCAACAUAGCGUACCAUCUGUCUGUCACAUUGUCAAGCAUGGCUAAUCCAGUGGCAUGCUUUCUCGGAUUUUUCCUGCCAUACUCCUCAAUCAGGGCGAUAUCAUUCCUAACAGCAUUCAGUACUGUUUUUGCAAUAUACAUAGGUAUUACUGCAGUCAUGAGCCCUACACCUCCGCUAGUUGGAUAUCCGAGUGGAGAAUUCCUUGUGGUUACUUCAUGGAUCCUUUUCACGGGAGGCAUUUCCUAUAUCAAGAUGUCAAUAGCAUCUCUGUUUCGCCGAGAGGAAGGUCGAGCUUUGGUCUGGUGUGGUGCAGCACAACAAAUGGGUUCUGCUGUUGGAUCUGUUGUUAUUUUCAUCUUAGUUAAUUAUUCAGACAUUUUUCACUCUUACAGCCCAUGCUGACACCAAGUUGAAAUUAUGUCUCAAGUUUUAAACUCCUGUACAAAGAUCAGUAUUAUACAUUUGCCUGUAUGAGUAUUAUGACUGGUUAUGCGAUGACUUUUGUAGUGUGUUGUGUAUGAAAUUUUUUUUACAUGUAAAAUAAAUUAUUCUUUUUUA
Molecule: messenger RNA, 1843 nt
Organism: Schistocerca nitens (vagrant locust)
Lineage: Eukaryota; Metazoa; Arthropoda; Insecta; Orthoptera; Acrididae
Product: solute carrier family 52, riboflavin transporter, member 3-B-like
Exons: 3
Coding region: 278-1687 (469 amino acids)
Biological process (GO): riboflavin transport
Cellular component (GO): plasma membrane
Molecular function (GO): riboflavin transmembrane transporter activity
Source: RefSeq, a predicted model, not a curated record